Molecule: messenger RNA, 1502 nt
Organism: Stegastes partitus (bicolor damselfish)
Lineage: Eukaryota; Metazoa; Chordata; Actinopteri; Pomacentridae
Gene: hsd17b3
Product: hydroxysteroid (17-beta) dehydrogenase 3
Exons: 11
Coding region: 65-1039 (324 amino acids)
Cellular component (GO): endoplasmic reticulum
Molecular function (GO): testosterone dehydrogenase (NADP+) activity
Source: RefSeq, a predicted model, not a curated record
UUACAACAGACACAGACACAGUCGAGCUUAAAUCUUGAGUUUGCUGCACCACAAGAAGCAAAGCAUGGAUUUGAUGGAGCUAUUUUUCAUCUCUCUCGGUGCAGCUGUUGUUGUCUACUAUGGAGUCAAACUGCUGCUUUUCAGUAGGAUGCUUUUUCCAAAGCUGUGGUUUCCACUGCAGAAAACCUUCUUCACCUCUAUGGGCGAGUGGGCAGUGGUGACCGGAGCGUCAGAAGGUGUAGGAAGAGCGUACGCAUUUGCACUGGCUGAGCAAGGAAUGAACGUUGUCAUCAUGAGCAGAACCAAAGCAACACUGGAUCAGGUGGCCAAGGAAAUAGGUGAAACCACAGGGCAGAAGGUCAAAGUGAUCGCGACGGACUUCAUAAACGAAAACGUCUUCGAGGACAUUGAGACUCAGCUUAAGGACCUCAACAUUGGAGUUUUAGUCAACAACGUAGGCAUGCUGCCCAGCUUCAUCCCCUGCAAAUUCUUGGAGUGUGAGGAGCUUGACAAGACAAUUACAAAGGUCAUAAACUGCAAUGUGAAAACCAUGGCCAAGAUGUGCAGAAUUAUCCUCCCAGGCAUGGCGAACAGGGGAAAAGGGUUGAUUGUGAAUAUUUCAUCUGGAAUCGCCUCGAUUCCGUUCCCUCUGUACACCCUGUACUCUGCAUCAAAGGUGUUUGUGGAAAGAUUUUCUCAGUGUUUGCAAGCUGAAUACAAAGACAAAGGGAUCAUUAUACAGGCAGUGGCUCCGUUCGGGAUCUCCACUCGGAUGGCAGGUUACCAACCGACUAACACAGUGACUCUGUCGCCGAAAGAAUUCGUAAAGAGCUCCCUGCAGUACCUCCGAGCUGGAGACAAAACAAAUGGCAGCGUCUGUCACACCCUCCUGGGCUGGUUCCUGCUGACUAUUCCCCUACAGGUUAUCUAUUCCGAGUGCUUGCAAAGCAGCCUGCAAGACUAUAUCCAGAAGAAAACGGCAAAUAUGGCAUCAAUCUCUGCAUCAAGAGCAACUUCUGAGAACCUUGAAAAUAAAUAGGGGGGGGGGGGAAACAAAAGUAACGUGAAGACAUUUGAUUCUAACAUUCCCCGACUGUAAACAAAAUUGUAAUUAUGGAGCUGAUAAAUGUGACGACUUGUUAAGUUCUGUUGUGAUCAUGUACAGUGUGUAUAUGUGUUGUUAUGUGUGCAGAGGUAGGCUACGGUCUGGUUGCAGCUUUUGGAACAUUCUGGGUAAACUACCUUCAGGAAAGCACAUUUAUAAAUUAUAUUCUUUCAUUUUCUGUUCUUGAUUUUUACAGGGAGUGAUACCUCUGUGAUUUUUAAAUUGACUGUAGGCGUGAGUGUGAGUGUUGUCUGUUUGUAUCUGCGAUGAACUGGCAGCCUGUCCGGAGGGUUUCCAACAUGAGCUGGGACUCCGGCUCACAGCGACCCUCUACAGGAUAAAGCGGGUAUAGCUAAUGGAUGGAAUGGAUGGUUGGAUGUCUGUUUUUUUUAUCUUA